This is a messenger RNA of Toxoplasma gondii ME49, 6328 nucleotides long. RefSeq names its product kinesin motor domain-containing protein. Bases 901 to 5883 code for a protein of 1660 amino acids. Gene Ontology annotation, biological process: microtubule-based movement. Lineage: Eukaryota; Apicomplexa; Conoidasida; Eucoccidiorida; Sarcocystidae. The transcript has 9 exons. Gene Ontology annotation, molecular function: ATP binding; plus-end-directed microtubule motor activity; microtubule binding. The record is from RefSeq and is a predicted model, not a curated record.
CCCCUAUCUGCCCCCACCCCCACCCCCCAAGGAUGUUCUUGGCUCUAGUGGUCUUGUCUUUGAGCUGGUCUUCGUUGCAUGUGAAGAAGCGUAAGAAUCCGUCUAGAUGUUGUCUUCUAUAGUGUGUUGGCAUUUCGCUGUUGCGGUCAGUCUGCUGCAUUUCGACUUCCGCAACCUGUUCGUCCGCGUUCUUCUUGUCACUACUUGCGUUGUCGUUCCUCACAGUCCAAAAGCUGUUUGUGCGGUCAGGCUGCCAUGUCGCCAUUUGGCUCCUUCUCUCACUGGUAGUGGUCUUCUGUUUCUUUGAGGAACGACGAAGCCGCUGAGAUAAGAAUCCAGCCAAGCACAUUUGGGCAGACUUUGUCGGAUGUCCGCAACUCCCUGCGGCUUUUCCUGCCAAGCAGCGACGCGUCACUGCAUGCAUUUUUUCAGAAUAUUGCGACAUCGAUUCCUGUUUCCUCGACAAGAAACUCGUCCCCACACACUCGAUCCGUUUGCUCUUUUCUCGGUCUACAACACGACAUGGAAGCGUCAGCCACCGUGGAAAGCAGUUAGCAUCUGCCUUUCUUCGUUUCUUAGAGUCGCAGCUACUACGAGACACACGAGGCUCGGUUCCUCAGGGAAGAGCUAUUUUUCAGCAGCCGGAACCUGCCGGUUCACAUUUCUUUAGCACAGCUGCACGCAUUUUGCAUGAAAUCGCUUUGUUACCCUCACCCGUCUGAAAACUGUUAAGUAAGUCUGCAAUUAUGUGCAGUUAGGCGUGCUGGACGACGCGCGGCCAGACAAUGGUCGAGAGACGCUGCUUCGCCGUGGAGCUGCGGAUGUUUCGAGGCUCUCUUAAAGUUUUGAGCCGUUGCUUGUCCGCACAUUUCUGUGAUUUUUAGCAUUUCCUUCGUGCACAUGGCUGCUUCGAGUCCUCCGGAACCGGAGGCCAGCGACCCGAACGCUGCACUGUACAGCGUGUUUACCGACGAAGACUUUCAGCAUUCGCCGCGGUUCGUGGAAGCGCGGGACGCGUCUUUGGCCGCUGCUCCGCCUUCUUUUCUUGUUCACCACCUGCACACACCUCUGGCAGCUUCACUGGCGCGGCGACAAGCCACCGACCAGAACUCCAAGAAAAAGAUGGCGAAACGUCGCGGCGACGCUGCCAGUGGAGCCCCUCAAGCCACAGCUGCUGGUGGCCAUGCGAAGCCGUCAGGAGUCGCAGCGUCCGCAGUUCCGUCGCUUUCCCGUUCUUCAACGCGGACGAAAAUCGCGUCACCCUCGAGUGCCGAUUCGAACUCGACGCACAGCAGCAGAAGCAUUGCGUCCUGUCUGGCGCCACGCAAGAUGCCCAGCGCGGGCGGCGACUGUCGGACGAACGUCAAAGUUGUCGUCCGAUGUCGGCCGAUGACGGCCGUCGAGCAGCGCGAAAGCACUAACGUAGUCGAUGUCUGUACAGAGCGGAACGAAGUGAUCGUUCGUUUGCGUGGAGGCGGCGGCGCCGGGGCUUCUGGAAAAAAUCAAAGCCUCGGAGGGUCGGCGGCAGCAAGCGCCAACGCGGCUAGGCCGCAAGGGAACGCCGCAGGCAGCAACAGCAGCAAAGUAUUCCGCUUCGACGGCGUCUGUCCUGUCAGUACGUCUCAGGAACAAUUCUUCGAGCAGCAUGCGCAGCCGCUCGUCGAUGAGGUGCUUCAAGGCUUCAACUGCACUAUUUUCGCUUAUGGCCAAACCGGCACAGGAAAAACCUUCACUAUAGAAGGCGCACCUCGAGGCGGCGGAGAGUCCAUAUAUAGUGCGAAUGAUGAGAUAUCCGAGAAUGCCGACUGCGGUCUCGUUGGUCGCUCCGUCCAAAGGAUCUUCAGCACUUUAAGAGGAGAGCACGUCGCAAAAGACUACACCGUUACUUGUUCUUUUCUGGAGAUCUACAACGAGGAACUAAUAGAUCUCUUCGCGCCUGCGCCGGCCUCAGCUGGCGGCAGCAGCUGUCCCUCGACUCAGCCCAGCGCCGCAUGCAGCGACUCAAAUGACUCGCAGGCGUCACAGUCUGGAGCACUGUCGACGCCGCGUCUGCGAAUCUACGAAGACCAUGUCAGUUCCACGACUCUGGACGCUGCGGGUGCCGGUGGGUCUGUGUCGAUGGCCGCGCGGGGGCCUCAGCAGACUCGCGGGGUUGUACGGGUGGAGGGGCUGGAGGAGAAGGAAGUCAAAUCUGAGAGAGAAGUUCUCGCUCUUCUCCGUGCGGCAGCGCCGAGACGCUCCUUCGCUGCGAGCAGUGCAAAUGCCCACAGCAGCCGAAGUCACACGAUCUUUUCGAUUUCCGUUUGCAUUCGGGAUACGGCGAAUGCCUUGAGCGACGAAGGGGGAGACCGCGAAGGAGCGAAAAGCAGAAAGGGAGGAGAUCCCGCGUUUCGUGUGUCCACUGUCAGCGCCCCUGUCGAAGAGGAAGUCGUUCGAGUGGGAAAACUCAAUCUCGUCGAUCUCGCCGGCAGCGAAAACAUCUACAAGAGUUGGGGGGCGACCGCUGAGGAGAAACGACGACGAGAGGCUCUGACAAUCAACAAGUCUCUGCUGACGCUGGGCAGAUGCAUCAAUGCACUGGUGGACCGCGCUUCCUAUGUGCCUUAUCGAGACAGCAAACUCACUCGACUUCUGCAGGACAGUCUGGGCGGCUGCACAAAGACCUGCUUGAUUGCCACGAUCUCUCCAGCUGAAAACGUCGUCGAGGAAACCAUCAACACCUUAGAUUACGCGUACAGGGCGAAGAGCAUCCAGAAUUUGCCGGUGAAGACGCUGCGCCACUCGAAGUCUCUUCUCCUCUCUUCGCUGCUUCAAGAGAACCAGCAACUGAAGCUUCUGCUCUGCUCUCAACGCGAGAGGGACGGUGUGUUUCUCCCGCUUCCACUGUUCACUCAGCGGGAACAACAGCUCCAGAGUCAGCAUGAGCAGCUCACGCACCAAGAGGCGCAGAUUCGUCGGCUAGAGGAUCGGAUCCUUGCCCAGCAGGCAGCCUUGAAGGCGUUUGAGGAGACGAAGGACGAGUUGAACGCCGCCCGCGAGGCGCGAGACUGCCUGCAGCAGCGAGUCGAGCGCCUGGAGGCUGAGCUCCAACGCCGCGAGGCCCAGGAAGCGUUUCUUCUCUCUCAGAUGACUUGCGAGCUGCAAAAGCAGCACUCGGCUGCCGCCGCUGCUCGCGCAACUCUCACCGAAGCGGUCGAGGAACUCGGCGCGCUCGCGUCUCACCAGAAGGCAGCCUUGCUCCGCGCGCGAGCGUGUGGCCGAGAAACGGCGUGCGGUUUCGCGCGCGUAGUCGACGCUGCAUGCACCGACCUGGGCCGCGAGCAGAGCCUCCAGCACAACCGCCUCGAGGCGGCGCUGAAGACCCUGAGUGCCCAGGAGGACGCUUGCGCGGCUGCUGCGGAUGAGACCGCCAAUAUUCUUCGGAGGCUGGCGCAUGCACAGCAGAAGCGCGAGUUCGACGACCAGAACUGGCGGAUGCAUGCGCUGGAUGCGUGGCGACGGCAGGCGGAAGCUCACCAGGUGGCAACGACGAAGGAAGUCGAUGGUAUUGCAGACGCGCUCCAGAGAAUCCAGGGAGACAGCGAGAGUCUCCUGAAAGUCUCCGGACGACGCACACGAGAGACUCUCGAGGCGCUUCAAAGCCAGCUGAAGCAGGAGGCAGAAAGCGCGGUCACUGUUCUUGCGCAAAAAGCGGGAGAAGAGGCCAAGCAGCGCGAGCAGAUCCAACUCGCAACCGCGACUCUCGUGAAGAAGGAAACUCUGCACACACGCAGCACCGCAGAGGCGAUCGAGCGUCUCUCGCUCGACCUGGGGACCUGGAAGGAGACCCAGGAGAAACACCUGACCGACGCAGCGAGUCUCCUCGUCGCAGCUGUCGAGCGGCACAUGCAGCAGUUCACAACCCACCAGCAAGAAUGUCUCGAACGCCAUAUCCAGAGUCUCCAGACGCAACUCAAGAUGCUGCAGGAGGAGCAAAUGUCUCAGGGGAAGGCCGUGCAAACGAUCGGCGCCGAGCUAGCCGCUGCCUCGGAGGAAGGUGCAGCUGCUGUCUCCGCGCUCGCGACCGCCGCUCAAACGGGCUUCGAUUCCCUCCUGGGAGCCUUCACAGAAUCGGCUGCGAAUCGACGCAAGGAAGUCGAAACUCAGGAAGCCUCUGCGAUGGCUGCCUUCCACGCGCAUGCAAAGGGCACGCAAACCCAGUUAAAUGCUCUCAAGGACUGCAUUUCGGAGCACCACCAGAGCUUCUGCCUUUCGGUGGCGGAGGCCUCAGAGCGAGAGAAGAGAAGCUCAGCGGCGAGAGCAGAGGCGGCGGAAAAGACGUCUGAAGUCCAUCGCGAGCGAGAGGCAGAGAAGAGUCGCCUUCGUCGAGUUGCUAAAACGCUGCUCGAAGACAUUUCAGAGAUCGCACACAACGCCGAGACGCACCGGAGAGAAGCUCUGACGAAGCAGCAGCAAAGAGCCGGAGAGUUUGUCAAGUCGAUUCGUAGAGAGCUGCCCGGGCCCUGCGCGGGCAAGUGCACCCUUUCUGUGGACCCGCUCGUGGUCCUGAAAGGGCCAGACGACCCCAGACAAAAACCUCCCGCCUGCAUCUCUUGUGCGGCGGAAGCUGCUGUGGAAAAGUGGAGCAAAAAGCAAAUGCUGGAAGCCGCUGCGUCGUCGGAGAACGUCACCGAAAACAUCGGUCAACUUUCCGAUCUUCUCAGGCGGAGCUUCCACGAAUUGGAGCAGGGUAAAGCCUCUGAAAGCCAGGCAGUGUCUGCAACCUCUUCUGUGCUGGCCACAGAAGCGACGCGUGUUUCAUCUCCCCUGAGCCCGUUGACAACGGGGUGCUCUGACUCUGACAUUGGCGCCUCGUCCUCAGACCUUGCCAGUGGGUUCACAGAAAACAAUUCAGAACAACGCUUUCCAAAUUUGACAGCCUCCGCUGCUUCCGAUGCUCACUGUUCACUCCCUGUUUCUUCCCCGCCUUUGGACUGUCCUUCCGGCGCUUGCAGUUUGUCCGCGCGGUUUCCUCCCGCCGACGCAGCCGGGGCUUCUCCGGGAGAAGACAAAAUGUGCGGGAUGAACGAAGCGGGAGAAAGGGUAAGUGAAGAGGCGGAAAAGGUGAGUGGGGGAGGGAGCUUUACCCCAGGGGAGGCUUCAGCGGAAGAGCUGGAAGAAGCGACAGAAGAUGAGGCUCAGAAAGUGUCUUCGACGCAGUGGCCUGCACCCGCCGCCGCCUGUGAAAAGGGAGAAGCGCCCGCGAGCAAGCCGCGCAGCGGUAAACCGAGCGGAAAGCCAAUCGAUCCACAGAAACUCGGUAAAGGCGCCCAGAGGCUUGCAGCGGCUGCUCCAGGCGUUGCACUUGGGCGCGCCUGUCGGCCUAACGCAGAAAACAAGAAAAGUUCAGACUAUUCGAGGAGAGCCCCGACAGUUCACAAGGACGUAGACGUUGCGGGAGCACGUGCCGUUUCGCGGCGUCACCCCGAGCGUCUGUCGCCCAUCAAAAACUCGAUGAAGGGCCCGGGAGCUGCGGCCUCGCAGAGUGGAAACCGCCCUGGCAAGGCGGUGGUCCAACCCCAGAGCGUCGUGGAAGUUUCUGAGGAUGUUUCUACUGAAACGGAGAACGCGGCAAGGGGAGGCUCCGGGAAGGAAGAGAAACGCGCGCGGUCGGUGGGCGGGGACUCGGGAGAAACUGAGAAAAGCAAAGGGAAGGCGGAGCAGGUAGACGACGAACAGCGACGCCACGGGUUGCGACGAGGCCGAUCCAGCGAUGGGCUUUUCGUCGGGUUGGAAAGCGAUAAAAAAAAGCUAAACACAGACGGCGCCAGUCCAGCGGCCGCCCGAUUCGCGACUUCUGCGCCUUGCGGAAUUGAAGGUGCGCGCGGAAUUUCGAUGGAAUAGACGGGGAAACGGAGAGAAGGGCAAGAAAGUCCGGGAAUCAUGGAAAGAAUGGAGCAGUGAAAUUCUGAGUCGUGAACUCUGGUUUUGCAGCCCUCGGGAACUCAGCCAUUUCAGCGGGCACAAAAAUCCACUGUUCUUCAACAAAGUCCAUGUGAACAGCCGUUAGUUCAGCUACACGACGGUGUAGCGUAGUUUGUCGAACUCUCACCGUCACUCUAUUCUCUGACGCCACGGUCUCAACAAGCCGCUCGGUAAAGGCAUCUGUAUUACAUAUAUAUAUAUAUAUAUAUCUGUAAAAAGAGGCCUGUCGAUGUGUUGACUAUGCACAUAUCCUUGGACAAAAGUCUCCCAGGUCCUGGCGGCAGUUUAUUACUCUAUCUUCCAGGACCGUGUAAGUCUUACACAACCCUUUCUUGGCGUCACCUUUUUGUGCGGUCUGUAGCCC